Ostrinia nubilalis (European corn borer) is the source of this 1995-nucleotide messenger RNA. RefSeq lists its product as uncharacterized. The coding region runs from base 148 to 1995 and encodes 615 amino acids. Gene Ontology annotation, cellular component: cytosol; RQC complex. Lineage: Eukaryota; Metazoa; Arthropoda; Insecta; Lepidoptera; Crambidae. The transcript has 6 exons. Gene Ontology annotation, biological process: ribosome-associated ubiquitin-dependent protein catabolic process; rescue of stalled cytosolic ribosome. The record is from RefSeq and is a predicted model, not a curated record. Gene Ontology annotation, molecular function: ribosomal large subunit binding; ubiquitin protein ligase activity.
UUGUCAACGUUGUCAAAAUCACAGAAGAAAUCAGUUUCUUGAAAUUGUUUUUAUUACAUUUAAUUAAAUACCUCUUUGUUUAAUCAUUUGUUUUUGAUGUGGACUUCUGAAUGCAAAUUCUAAAGUGUGACUCUAUAAGACAAAAAUAUGGGAGGUAAAAGUAAACAGAGUCAGAGAACCAAAAACAAUGCUCGGCCAUCCAGUAGCGGCCGUAGUGCUGAGCUUCUCAACAGCGUCACAUUUGACCAGUCCAUCAUGGGAGGGAAGAUGAUGCCGCUGUUCCCAACCUUCACGUCACCUGCCUUGGAACAAGGGCUCACUGCGGAGUUCUCAGUAUGCAUCAAAAAACUCAACAAAAAAGAUCCUAUUACGAAAACAAAGGCUCUUCAAGAGUUGAGUGAGUUGGUGAACAACAGCAAAGUUGACGAUGUAGUGGCUGCUCUGCCCAGCUGGGCGCACUUCUACAAAAUAUUGGCCGUGGACACCGACUGCAAAGUCAGGGAGGCUGCUCAGGCGUGCCACCUGAGCGUGGCGCGCGCGUGCGGGCGGCGGAUGGCGCCGCAGUUGCGUCAGCUGGUGCCGGCCUGGCUGCAGGCGCAGCACGACGAGCACGCGCCCGCGCAGGCGCACGCGCACAACUCGCUGGCCGCCACAUUUCCAGAGAAUAAAUUGCCAGAAGUUAUAUCGUUCUGUAAGGCAGAAGUAAUUGCUCAUCUUCUUGAAAAUAUCACUGGGAGUGGAGACAAAGUCGUCAUGAGCAGGAUCGAAAGCGCCGAGGAGCGCUCGCUGCAGCAGCAGCGGCUGGUGGCCAGCAGCCUGCAGGGGCUGCGCUUCCUGGCGGCGCGCCUGCCGCCCGCGCAGCACGCCUGGCUGUGGGCCGAGCUCGAGCCGCUCUUCGCCGCGCCCGCCUUCUGGAAGUACCCCACGCACGCGGCGCCGCAGGUCAGGUGCGUCUGCUGCAGGACUCCAGGAUCGAGAGCCCGAGGAGCGCUCGCUGCAGCAGCAGCGGCUGGUGGCCAGCAGCCUGCAGGGGCUGCGCUUCCUGGCGGCGCGCCUGCCGCCCGCGCAGCACGCCUGGCUGUGGGCCGAGCUCGAGCCGCUCUUCGCCGCGCCCGCCUUCUGGAAGUACCCCACGCACGCGGCGCCGCAGGUCAGGUGCGUCUGCUGCAGGACUCCAGGAUCGAGAGCCCGAGGAGCGCUCGCUGCAGCAGCAGCGGCUGGUGGCCAGCAGCCUGCAGGGGCUGCGCUUCCUGGCGGCGCGCCUGCCGCCCGCGCAGCACGCCUGGCUGUGGGCCGAGCUCGAGCCGCUCUUCGCCGCGCCCGCCUUCUGGAAGUACCCCACGCACGCGGCGCCGCAGGUCAGGUGCGUCUGCUGCAGGACUCCAGGAUCGAGAGCCCGAGGAGCGCUCGCUGCAGCAGCAGCGGCUGGUGGCCAGCAGCCUGCAGGGGCUGCGCUUCCUGGCGGCGCGCCUGCCGCCCGCGCAGCACGCCUGGCUGUGGGCCGAGCUCGAGCCGCUCUUCGCCGCGCCCGCCUUCUGGAAGUACCCCACGCACGCGGCGCCGCAGGUCAGGUGCGUCUGCUGCAGGACUCCAGGAUCGAGAGCCCGAGGAGCGCUCGCUGCAGCAGCAGCGGCUGGUGGCCAGCAGCCUGCAGGGGCUGCGCUUCCUGGCGGCGCGCCUGCCGCCCGCGCAGCACGCCUGGCUGUGGGCCGAGCUCGAGCCGCUCUUCGCCGCGCCCGCCUUCUGGAAGUACCCCACGCACGCGGCGCCGCAGGUCAGGUGCGUCUGCUGCAGGACUCCAGGAUCGAGAGCCCGAGGAGCGCUCGCUGCAGCAGCAGCGGCUGGUGGCCAGCAACACUCUUGGUACAACAGAAUAUUCACAAGUCCAUGUUUAAUAUCCGGCUCGAAGGACCAUAUCUACUGCGCACACGAUUCACGCAGCACAACAAAAUUGGUCUCCUCAAAGUCGAGCACCAUUUCGUUUACAUACGUUAG